This is a messenger RNA of Ceratotherium simum simum (southern white rhinoceros), 2168 nucleotides long. RefSeq names its product trafficking from ER to golgi regulator (gene TFG). The record is from RefSeq and is a predicted model, not a curated record. Lineage: Eukaryota; Metazoa; Chordata; Mammalia; Perissodactyla; Rhinocerotidae. Gene Ontology annotation, molecular function: identical protein binding. Gene Ontology annotation, biological process: COPII vesicle coat assembly; endoplasmic reticulum to Golgi vesicle-mediated transport. Gene Ontology annotation, cellular component: endoplasmic reticulum exit site.
ACAGAUUUUGUUCUUGCUCCCGCCCCUCUCUUCUCUACCUGCCACGUACUGGGCCGAGCUCUCGCUGGGCUCGGUGGGUCCGCGCGAUUGGCCCGGCCCGCCGAGGGGACCGAGUGAGCCGUGAGCGCAGCCUCCCGACGCCCCGGAGCCCGGCGUCCGGCCAGCCGAGACCGCGGAGCGGCCUCGGAAGCCGCUUUUCUCUAGAGUUGUAUAUAGAGAACAUCCUGGAGUCCACCAUGAACGGACAGUUGGACCUAAGUGGGAAGCUAAUCAUCAAAGCUCAGCUUGGGGAGGAUAUUCGGCGAAUUCCCAUUCAUAAUGAAGAUAUUACUUACGAUGAGUUAGUGCUAAUGAUGCAGCGAGUUUUCAGAGGAAAACUUCUAAGUAACGAUGAAGUUACCAUAAAGUAUAAAGAUGAAGAUGGAGAUCUUAUAACAAUUUUUGAUAGUUCUGACCUUUCCUUUGCAAUUCAGUGUAGUAGGAUACUGAAACUGACAUUAUUUGUUAAUGGCCAACCAAGACCUCUUGAAUCAAGUCAGGUGAAAUAUCUCCGUCGAGAACUGAUAGAACUUCGAAAUAAAGUGAAUCGCUUAUUGGAUAGCUUGGAACCACCUGGAGAACCAGGACCUUCCACCAAUAUUCCAGAAAAUGAUACUGUGGAUGGUAGGGAAGAAAAGCCUGCUGCUUCUGAUUCUUCUGGAAAACAGUCUACUCAGGUUAUGGCAGCAAGUAUGUCAGCCUUUGAUCCUUUAAAAAACCAAGAUGAAAUCAAUAAAAAUGUCAUGUCAGCGUUUGGCUUAACAGAUGAUCAGGUUUCAGGGCCACCCAGUGCUCCUGCCGAAGACCGUUCAGGAACUCCCGACAGCAUUGCUUCCUCUUCCUCUGCAGCUCACCCGCCAGGAGUUCAGCCACAGCAGCCACCGUAUACAGGAGCUCAGACACAAGCAGGUCAGAGUGAAGGUCAGAUGUACCAGCAGUACCCGCAGCAGGCCGGCUACGGUGCCCAGCCGCAGGCACCGCCCCAGCCGCCGCAGCAGUACGGUCUCCAGUAUUCAGGCUAUAGUCAGCAGACUGGACCCCAACAACCUCAGCAGUUCCAGGGAUAUGGCCAGCAGCCAACUUCCCAGGCCCCGGCUACUGCCUUUUCUGCUCAGCCUCAACAGCUGCCUGCUCAGCCGCCCCAGCCGUACCAGGCGAGCAGUUACCCUCCACAAACUUAUACUACCCAGACUUCUCAGCCUACUAAUUACACUGUGGCCCCUGCCUCACAACCUGGAAUGGCUCCAAGCCAACCUGGGGCCUAUCAGCCCAGACCAGGUUUUACUCCACCUCCUGGAAGUACCAUAACCCCGCCUCCAAGUGGGCCUAACCCUUAUGCACGUAACCGGCCUCCCUUUGGUCAGGGCUAUACCCAGCCUGGACCUGGUUAUCGAUAAAGAGGCUCAGCUACACUGAUGAAUGUAGCUGCUAGUGAUUUGCCUCCCAGAAGACUCCAGUACUACUAUUUUAUUUUCAUUUGUAUUGAAGUUCAGAAAUUUAAAAAGCAGAGCAUUUUAUAUGAUAUCACUGUUGCUGUUAAUUGAAAAUAUAAUUUGCUGGGACACAAAAAAAGACCAAAAUGAAAGUGUUUUCCUCCCCUGCUUAAAAGUGUAGCAGCUUCCUAGUUAUUUUGGAACACUACUCUUACGUGUGUGUAAAGUGAUUGACUUUCUAGCUUGCCUUGUCCAGAGGAUAUUAAAAUGCUAGGUUGAAGUUUAGCCAUCUUACUUGGAUUUUUACUAUUAACAUGAUGUACUAAAGUAGAUCCCUUUGAGAAGACAACUAGAUAUUACUAUGUAUAAAAUGUAACAUUGAAAGGAUAAUAAAGAUGGUUGAAUCCAUUGGUGGUCUUGUACUUUAAUUUAGUCAUCAACAUUAGAUAUACACGAGACAAAAAGCAAGAAACAAAUCCUUAUUGAUGUUUGGUCUUAAAAUGAAGUAUAGACAUUUUAAUUCUAGUUUUCUAUUCAGAGAAACACAGUGCCAUUUCAUUUUUGUCCUGACUGUGAAAGAAAUGCAUUUAACAAUCAUUGGCUUAAAAUAAUGAAACUUUAAAAUAGAUCUCACAGGAAGAUAGAUUAGCGUUACAUAUAAACACAACAGAUACAGUAUUAAAAGAUACGAGGUGG